ACCAAUUAGUGGCAAUAAAUGAUAUUUUAUUCCCCUUUUUAUUCUCUCUCCUCUCUCUGCACUGCACCUGCUCUGUUUUUUUUGAUUUGCUUGCUGCUUAUGUGCAUGGAGAGAGCUGGCAUUUCUAUAGUGGCACAUUUCUUUCUUUUUUUAUUUUAUUUUUCUUUCCUUACCAUGAAUUAAUUUUCUGUUUUUAUUUCUUACUUGCCAUAUAUAAGUAUUUAUGCUUGUGUCAUUUAUACAAUUAAUGCCCAUACCACACAUACUUACAACAAUAAGGCCUUCGCCCUCUGUUGGUGGGUGCUGCUCCUUCUCCUUCUUCUUCUUCUUCUUCUCCCUCUUUCUUUUUCUCUGCUCUGCAAAUCUCCUUUUUGGUCUCUGCUGCAGAGCUUUGACUCAUGAAGAUGCUAGUGGUAUUGCUCUUGCUGCUGACUUUGAGUAAUGCUAUCGACCUUGGUGGAGAAGAGGAUGAGAAACCUUGUGAUUACAAUCUGACAUUAGAACCAAGACCACAUAGCGUGUCCAUCUUGGAGUUUGGUGCUGUUGGAGAUGGGAGAACAUUGAACACUCUUGCCUUCCAGAAUGCCAUCUUCUAUCUCAAGUCUUUUGCCGAUAAGGGCGGUGCGCAGCUUUAUGUGCCACCGGGAAGGUGGCUUACUGGAAGUUUCAACCUCACCAGUCAUCUUACACUCUUUUUGGAAAAAGGCGCUGUCAUUCUCGGAUCUCAGGAUCCAUCUCAUUGGGAAGUUGUUGAGCCCCUACCCUCAUAUGGUCGAGGGAUUGAACUUCCGGGAGGAAGAUAUCGUAGCUUGAUAAAUGGAUAUAUGUUACAUGAUGUGGUCAUAACAGGUGAUAAUGGAACCAUCAAUGGCCAGGGCUCAGUUUGGUGGGAUUGGUUUAGCUCUCAAACUUUGAACUACAGCCGCCCUCAUCUUGUGGAAUUUGUUUCGUCUAAAUAUGUGGUGGUUUCAAACCUCACAUUCGUGAAUGCUCCUGCUUAUAACAUCCAUCCAGUCUAUUGCAGCAAUGUACAUGUUCAUAACAUCUCUGUCUCUGCUCCUCCAGAGUCGCCUUAUACCGUUGGUAUAGUCCCAGAUUCUUCUGAUAAUGUGUGCAUAGAAGAUUGCAGCAUUGGCAUGGGGUAUGAUGCCAUUGCCCUUAAGAGUGGUUGGGAUGAGUAUGGCAUUGCCUAUGGAAGACCCACCACAAACGUACACAUCAGGCGUGUCUACCUACAAUCGUCUUCUGGUUCUUCUCUUGCCUUUGGUAGUGAGAUGUCUGGUGGCAUUUCAGAUGUAUUUGUGGAGCAGGUCCACCUAUACAACUCAUUUAGUGGCAUUCAGUUCAGAACAACAAAAGGUAGAGGGGGCUACAUCAGAGAGAUCAUCAUAUCAGAUGUUGAAAUGGAAAACAUCCACAUGGCAUUUGGUGCCUCUGGUCAGUUUGGUUCCCAUCCCGACGACAAGUUUGAUCCUAAUGCUCUCCCGGAUUUGGAUCACAUCACCUUGCAAGAUGUGAUUGGCACAAACAUCACUAUUGCUGGAAGCUUCACAGGGAUCCAAGAAUCCCCCUUCACUUCCUUUUGUCUAUCCAAUAUCUCCUUGUCAGCCAAUUCUGGUUCUCCCACUUGGGAAUGUUCAAAUGUUUCUGGCUCUUCAGAUUCUGUCUUCCCUCAACCCUGUUCUGAGUUUAAUAGCUCUUAUUCCUCUUCCUGCUUUUCGCUACUUACUGCGAAUGGAAAAACUGCAGUCUUAUGAUACCAUUCUUCCUACAUACUCCAGUUAUACUUUUCAGCCAGAGUCAACAACAAUGAGGGAAAGAGCCACAAAAAUUUUCUACCAUUGCCAUUUAACGUUAGACCACAUUCUUUCCAAUAAGACACAUGUUCAGAUUAUUUGUUUUCUUCAUCCUGUAGAUUUGCAGUCUUGCAUGUUCCUCCGUUCUGCAGAUUAUUUGUACAGCUUCAUUUCUUCAUUCAUGUGUAAGCAAAUUUUUGGUAGUGAUAUGUAAGGACUUGGGUUAUUGUUAGCAUUGCUAUUUAAAUUUUAA
Molecule: messenger RNA, 2049 nt
Organism: Prunus dulcis (almond)
Lineage: Eukaryota; Viridiplantae; Streptophyta; Magnoliopsida; Rosales; Rosaceae
Product: probable polygalacturonase
Exons: 6
Coding region: 399-1757 (452 amino acids)
Biological process (GO): carbohydrate metabolic process
Molecular function (GO): polygalacturonase activity
Source: RefSeq, a predicted model, not a curated record